AUGCCAUUGCCACCUUGUACUCGGUACACAACAGGUGGUUGGUUCCACAUCCAUCCGUCCACUGUCCACAUUCCAUCAGCAAGCAAGCAACCACCAAAGCCAGCUCGCUGGUCCACCUCCCCAAUUGACCUCGCAAAAGAAACUCAAUGGCAGAGCGAGGGCUUGCACACGGCUGCUGCUGCGGCUGCUGCUCCAUGGCUGCUCCCGAAGUAG
Molecule: messenger RNA, 213 nt
Organism: Plenodomus lingam JN3
Lineage: Eukaryota; Fungi; Ascomycota; Dothideomycetes; Pleosporales; Leptosphaeriaceae
Source: RefSeq, a predicted model, not a curated record